Molecule: messenger RNA, 1507 nt
Organism: Scomber scombrus (Atlantic mackerel)
Lineage: Eukaryota; Metazoa; Chordata; Actinopteri; Scombriformes; Scombridae
Product: endoribonuclease YbeY-like
Exons: 4
Coding region: 170-676 (168 amino acids)
Biological process (GO): rRNA processing
Molecular function (GO): metalloendopeptidase activity
Source: RefSeq, a predicted model, not a curated record
GUCACCUUGAAUUCAGUCGGAACGAGUUAUUAUUAUAACUAUCCAUCAUCUGUUAUUAUGGAUUAGUUUUAUCCUUCAUUUAUAUGUUUUUCCAAGUAUCUGUUGUGUGUGUUUGGAGCUUUAGUGUUAAAAUAAAAUCAUAGGAGUAGAGGUGCGUAAUCUCCAUAGCAUGGGUGUAGUGGUGCGUAAUCUCCAGAAGGUGGUGCCUUUGCGCAGAGCCAGGCUGCGCAGAGAUGUGGACACACUGAGACACAUCCUGGGUGUGCAGAAGUUUGACCUGGGCAUCAUCUGUGUGGACAACCAGAGGAUGCAACACAUUAAUAACAUCUACAGGAAGAAAAAUGUGCCAACAGAUGUCCUCUCCUUUCCAUUUUAUGAGGACAUGAGACCCGGUAAGAUGCCUUGCCCUCUUUACAGAGACGAGCUGAACCUCGGGGACAUUUUCCUGGGUGUUGAGUUUGUGAUGAAGCAGUGUCGAGAGGAAUCCAUGGAUCUGCAUGGAGCUCUCACUGUUGUCACAGCACACGGUAUCUGUCACCUGCUGGGUUACAGGCAUGAGACAGAGGAGGAGUGGGCUGAGAUGCAUCAGAGAGAAAACUACAUCCUGAACGAGUACAACAGACUGACAGGACGACAUCUGGAGCCUCUGAUGAAGCGAUGCAGUCAGGACAGGUGACAGCAGCAGCGAGACGUCACCUGUUUAAAUAAAACCUCACAGCCUGAAAAAAAACAGUGAACGCUGCAUUACGGAAACGCUUCACACUCUACUGGACUACUGAUUAACUCAUUAACCUGGCAGAAGACAAGCACACAGCUGCUGGAUUGUGUGCUGGACUUACUUCUGAUAUAAAACUGGGGACAUGAAGAGUUGUGAAAAGUUUUCAAAACAUCAAAUGAACAACAAAGAAGUCUGUGCACUUACACUGUAAUAUUUUAUUAAAAUCUGCUUUAAGAAGAAGAAGUCAGUUUGUAUAUGAAGGAUAGAAAAAGCUCAUUUCUUACUUCACAAAUACUUUGUACCCUCUUUACACUGCGUCUGGGACAAGAUGUUUCAAGAACUGUAACUCCAAAGGCUUCAAGGACAUAAAAAAAAAAUGAUAAUAAUAAUUAACUUUUUCUUUUUUUAAAUGUAAUAACAGGCCAUACAGGUUCAUGGUGCAGCAGAAUACUGUACUCACAGGAAGGCAGCUAAAUAACGAUGCACACCUCCUUUUAAAAAAUAAAAAAAACCUCACUACAAAGUGCUGGAUUUUUGCUUUUUUAAAAUUCUAUGAUGAACAAAUAUCUUCAAAUUUAAAGGAAAUAAUUAAGACGUCCAGCAAGACAUCAUGUUCGAAUGUUUACGGUUGUUUAAGUGAGAUUUCUUUUUCUCUCUUUUUUUAAACAGUGUUAACACAGAAGAGCCUAUAAAACCGGAGAUCAGGGGGAUAAAAUAAAAUAAAAAAACUCCCAUUUUGUUUUCGUACUAUAAGCGAGCAGGUGUGACAGGAACAAUGUGAAGAGGGUU